AUGCUCCGCCGCCGCACGGGCAAGGACAAGGUCCCGCCCAACUCCAUCAGCUCCGGCUCCAAGUCUGAGGAGGCUCGGCUUCGCGAGGAAUUUGGUGAUGCAAAGGUUAAGCAGCUUGUUCUCAAGCCCCGGAGCAAACGUCGCAAUGGGUUCAUCUUCGUACUGGGCGGACUGUUCGGCAUCUUUAUCGCCCUGUUCUUUGCGAACCAGUCGGAGGUUAUUAGUCUGGACUCGCUCAUGGACCUGAACCUUGAAUCUUUAAUGGACGCCAUUCCUCAAGGCAUUGUAAGCGACGUGAAGCAAUUCUCGCAGCAUGAACGCGAUACUGUCAGCUAUGACUCCUUCUCUGUGGGUCUACACCUUCAAUCCCAAGGCGUUCAAGCCAAGCAUCCCGUUGUCAUGAUACCCGGCGUGAUCUCGACUGGUUUAGAGAGCUGGGGCACGGGCGAGAACUCGCGCCAAUACUUCCGUCGACGAUUAUGGGGCAGCUGGAGCAUGAUGAGAGCGCUGGUCAUGGAUAAAGCAGAGUGGAAGAACCACGUCAUGCUUGACCGGGACACUGGCCUUGACCCGCCUGGCAUCAAGCUGCGUGCGGCGCAGGGAUUCGAUGCGACGGAUUUCUUUAUCACUGGAUACUGGAUUUGGAACAAGAUUUUGGAGAACCUGGCCACUAUUGGUUAUGAUCCUACAAAUGCCUUUACGGCUGCCUACGACUGGCGGCUGUCAUAUCUGAACCUUGAAGUUCGCGAUAAGUAUUUUACUCGGCUCAAGUCUUAUAUUGAGACAGCGGUGCAAGUGCAAGAUGAGAAAAUCACACUGGCGUCGCACAGCAUGGGGUCGCAGGUGGUGCUGUACUUCUUCAAGUGGGUGGAGAGCGAGGAACACGGCAAGGGCGGCAAAGACUGGGUCAACAAGCACAUUGACUCGUGGGUCAAUAUUAGCGGCUGCAUGCUGGGCGCCGUCAAGGGUUUGACAGCCGUGCUAUCCGGCGAGAUGCGGGAUACCGCACAGCUCAACGCCUUCGCGGUGUACGGAUUAGAGAAGUUCCUAUCCAAGGAGGAGCGCGCAGAGAUCUUCCGCGCCAUGCCGGGAAUCUCCAGCAUGCUCCCCAAGGGCGGCGAAGCCGUCUGGGGAAAUGCUACCUGGGCGCCGGACGACCAGCCUGGCCAGCCUUUGUCUUUUGGCAACCUGCUCAACUUCCACGAGACCAACUCGUCCUGGACGAGACGGAAUCUCACCACCACAGAGAGCCUGCAGUACCUCUUGGACCAAAGUGAGGAUUGGUAUCGCAAUCAGGUACUGGGCAGCUACUCGCACGGUGUAGCCCACACAAAGCGCGAAGUGGAAGCCAACGAGAAAGAUCCUCGCACAUGGCUAAAUCCUCUCGAGUCACGUCUACCAUAUGCCCCCGAUAUGAAGAUCUAUUGUUUCUACGGCGUGGGGAAACCCACAGAGCGCAGCUACUUCUACCAAGAAGAGACUGACCCUCUUGUUAACCUCAACGUCAGCAUGGACACCACCAUCACCAACAGCGAGGGUGUCGAUCGCGGUGUGCUUAUGGGCGAGGGUGAUGGAACCGUCAACCUGCUAAGCACGGGUUAUAUGUGCGCCAAGGGCUGGCGCAUGAAGCGGUACAACCCAGCUGGUACCAAGAUCAAGGUCUUUGAGAUGCCACACGAGCCAGAUCGUUUCUCGCCUCGUGGUGGACCUAACACCGGUGACCACGUCGAUAUCCUCGGCCGCGCAUCUCUAAACGACCUCCUCCUCCGCGUUGCCGGUGGCAAAGGCGACCAAAUCGAAGAGACCUUCGUCUCGAAUAUCCGCGAAUAUGCAGAUCGUGUACAGAUCUUUGACGACUAA
Molecule: messenger RNA, 1860 nt
Organism: Penicillium antarcticum
Lineage: Eukaryota; Fungi; Ascomycota; Eurotiomycetes; Eurotiales; Aspergillaceae
Product: phospholipid:diacylglycerol acyltransferase
Exons: 3
Coding region: 1-1860 (619 amino acids)
Biological process (GO): lipid storage; triglyceride biosynthetic process
Cellular component (GO): cytoplasm; perinuclear endoplasmic reticulum
Molecular function (GO): phospholipid:diacylglycerol acyltransferase activity
Source: RefSeq, a predicted model, not a curated record